Messenger RNA from Strongylus vulgaris, 465 nucleotides. The record is from the annotation of a GenBank genome assembly. Lineage: Eukaryota; Metazoa; Nematoda; Chromadorea; Rhabditida; Strongylidae.
AUGGGAGCUUAUCUUGACAAACCGGUAACGGAAAAAGAAUCCGAGAGCGGUCAUGGCAAUGGUUUGACGUACGGAGCCACGUGCAUGCAAGGAUGGCGGGUGAAACAGGAGGAUGCACAUAAUUGCAUACUGGGCUUAAAUGAUGAAUGGAGUAUGUUCGCCGUGUACGAUGGCCAUGGAGGCGAUGAAGUGUCCAAGUACACAGCGAUGAAGCUUCCAGAUUUUCUCAAAGAGAGGGAAUUCUGGGCUAAAGAUGACCUUGUAACCACCUUGCAAGAGAUAUUUGUUGACUUUGAUGAUAUUUUGAGAUCAGAAGAGGUCAUGAAGGAGUUAAAACGAAUGGCGAAAGAGAGCGAAGAUGCGCCGGAUCGUGAUGAUGAUGGUGAUAAUAGUGAAGACGAAUGCGAUCGAAUCCAAACAAUUGAAGAAAGUUCUAUGCCAUUAGAGGAAAUUCUAACUAGGUAG